CUGUCCCACACUCUACAAAUUGAAAUUUUCGGUGAUCAAGGACGAACUGUGUGUAAAUAGGUGGAAGCAGACAGCCAGAGCCAGUGCCAGAUACAGAUCCUCCGACAAUGGGUGUUCCAAAGUUCUUCCGCUACAUCAGCGAGCGAUAUCCGUGCCUCAGCGAGUUGGCGCGCGAGCACAGCAUUCCUGAGUUCGACAACCUGUACUUGGACAUGAACGGCAUCGUGCACAAUUGCUCGCAUCCGGAUGACAACAACAUCCACUUUCACUUGGAAGAGGCGCAGAUAUUUCAGGAGAUCUUCAACUAUGUGGACAAGCUGUUCUACCUGAUCAAGCCGCAGCGCCUCUUCUUUUUGGCCGUCGACGGCGUGGCGCCUCGUGCCAAGAUGAACCAGCAGCGCAGCCGUCGCUUCCGAUCGGCCCGCGAAGCUGAGCAGUUGGAGGAGAAAGCGGCACAGCGAGGUGAGCGGCGAGAGCAUGAACGCUUCGACAGCAACUGCAUCACACCGGGCACAGAGUUCAUGGAACGACUGCAGGCGGGGCUGCGAGCCUUCCUAAAGACGAAAAUCUCGACGGAUCCGCUCUGGCAGCGGUGUAGCGUGAUUCUCAGCGGCCAGGAGACGCCCGGCGAAGGUGAGCACAAGAUUAUGGACUACAUUCGCUACAUGAAGGCCCAGCCCGGCUUUGACCCAAAUACGCGGCACUGUCUGUACGGCCUGGAUGCCGAUCUCAUCAUCCUUGGCCUCUGCACCCACGAACUGCACUUUGUGGUGUUACGCGAGGAGGUGAAAUUCGGGAAGAAUGUGAAACGGGCCUCUGUGGAGGAGACGCGCUUCUUUCUGCUCCAUCUGGGGCUGCUGCGCGAGUACCUGGAGUUGGAGUUCGAUGCGCUGAGCACUCCGGAGAAGAAGCUGGACGUGGCGCAGCUGAUCGACGACUGGGUGCUAAUGGGCUUCAUGGUCGGCAACGAUUUCAUCCCCCAUUUGCCCUGCCUGCACAUCUCGUCCAAUGCCCUGCCUAUGCUCUAUCGCACCUACAUCCGGAUCUAUCCGGAGCUGGGAGGCAACAUCAACGAGCAUGGCAAGCUCAACUUGCGUCGCCUGCAGAUCUUUCUCACGGCCCUUACCGAGGUAGAGCUGGAUCAGUUCAGGGAGCACGCCGACGACCUCAAGUACAUGCACGCCAAAACGGAGGCCUUCGACGUGGAUGCCGAUGAGAUCAGGGCCAACGAGAAUCUAGACUCUGACCUGGCCGCCCUGAUUGACGACAGCUGUAGGCUUUACGACGACGACAGCGAGGAAGACUGGAGCGACGAGGCGACUGCCUUGAUGCACGAGUUCCAGAACUACAAGCGCAACUACUAUCGCAACAAGUUCAAGAGUGACGCUCAGGGCCAGUUGAUCAAGGAGCUGGGCCACCACUAUGUGAACGCCCUGCAGUGGGUGCUGGACUACUAUUAUCGUGGCGUGCAGUCGUGGGACUGGUAUUAUCCUUACCACUAUGCGCCUUUCAUCAGCGACCUUAAGAAUAUCGAGCAGGUCCAAAUCAAUUUUCAGCUAGGCACACCCUUCCUUCCCUUCCAGCAGCUCCUGGCAGUGCUACCGGCGGCAAGUUGCAAGCUCCUGCCAUCAGCCUACCACAACCUCAUGCUGCAGUCCAACAGCCCGCUGGCAGAGUUCUAUCCCAUGGACUUCGACACCGAUCUCAAUGGCAAGAAGCACGACUGGGAGGCGGUGGUGCUCAUACCGUUCAUCGACGAGCGCCGCCUGCUUGCCGCAAUGCUACCAUGCGAGGUGAAUCUAACGGCGGCGGAGCGUGAGCGGAAUAAGCAUGGACCGAUGUACCAGUACGAUUAUUCGACGGAGUCGCUGGGUCCGAUGGCUGCCAGGCCACCGCUAAAGGCCCUGCAGCAGCUCUUCUGCACGGAGUCGGCUCGAUGGUCGCGCGAGAUCACGCUAAAUUUGUCGUACAGCGUGUGCGUCGAGCUGCCGAAUGCGGCACGUCACGUCUUCUUCCCAGGCUUUCCCACCAUGCAGCACCUGCCGUUCGAUUUUGAGCUGCGCAACGACCGCGUCAAGGUGUUCGAGCAGGCGAGCCGCAAUCAGAACAUGGUGCUCAAGCCGCGCCAGCGACAGCUGGAGGACACACUGGAGGCCGUAGCUGGCCAAUAUCUGGGGCAGGUGGUGCACAUCGGCUGGCCGCAUCUCAUCAAGGCCAAGGUGGUGCGUGUGGCCACGCGAGAGCAACGUGUGGACGAUGAAGGAAUUAUGCAGAACGAAAGCCGUCGCUUCGAAUCCGAGUGCAAGUCUUUGCAGGAACACUUCACCACCCGUAUGGGCAUAAAGUUCCACAACUACAACGUGCUCGUGUACGUUCGAACCUUUGCCGGCAGCUCGUUGGAAUUCGGGCCUAAGGGAACGCUGUUCAUGCAGGACUCGUGGAGCAGUUCAGUCACCGCUUAUCCGGCCCAGGGUGUCGUCGCCGAGUUGGCCGUAAGCGAGGGUCUGCGCCAGAAGUUCCACAAUGUGGAGGAACUAUUCCCGGUCGGCAGCCCGGUCUUUUUCAUUGGCAACCCGUACUUCGGCAGCGAGGGAACCGUGCUUGAUCCUUCGCUUGCCUACAGCUGCGGUCGCAUCAAAGUCAACAUCCGUGUGCGGCCGGAGCCAGAGCUGAGGGCAGCACGCCAGGUGCAGGAGGAGCGCGAUCGCGACUACACCAACUCUUACGACGUCGCUCAUCAGCUAAAUAUCAGUCCUCGGGCACUGGGUCGACUAACCGGCACCGUUUGGGUGGUUCUCGGGCCGCGGCGUGAGAAAAUGGAGAACGUGGCCAAACACAAUGUGGGACUUCAGCUGAAAUUUCCGCGGCAGAACGAGGAGCGCGCCGGCUACUGCUGUCGGUCGGGCAAUACGUGGUUCUACUCUACCACGGCCAUCGAGCUGAUGCGUGACUAUUGCAAUACCUUCCCUGACUUGGUCGCCUUCUUUGGCAAAAGCAACGAUCGUGGCGAUUUCGUCUACGAACAGGAUAUCUUCCAUGCCAUGGGCCAGCACCUGGUCGAGAAUGUGGCUAACUGGGUGCGCCAGCAGCCGCAUACCAAGGUCGAGCGCAUUACGUGCGGUUCGAAAACAGUUUGCCGCGAGACCGUGGAGCUGCUCCUGACUGCCGUCGAUGAGCUACGCUCGCUGCCCGUCAAGGACGUUAAGCUACAAGUAAAGCCACAUUUGUUGAUAAAGCCCAAUGUCACACUGCCUGAUGUCUAUCGGUCGCGUCGUCCGGUGCGACUCUUUGAUCGCGUCAUUAUCGUGCGCACCAUUUACAUGGUGCCGGUGGGCAUCAAGGGCACUGUGAUUGGUAUCUAUCCCGUCACGGAUCCGAAUCCGGUGCGCCUGGAGUGCGUCCAUGCUGUGGAUACCUUUUGCGAGGUGCUGUUCGAUAAGGCGGUGCCCAAUUGCAACGAUAUCCAUGGCAUUGCCGAGGACCGAGUCUACAAGGUGCCCGAGAGUGCCCUAGUCGUCAUUUACACGAAUGAACAAGGCCCAAAGCAGGACAAGCAGUCGAGCCAAGAUACCUUUCAUUCGGCCAGAAACCAAGGGGGAAACGUGAAAAUGGAAAAGCGUAAUACUCAGCAGCAGCAGGCACCGCCGCAGGCCAGCGGCAGUCGCUAUACAACGGCGGCUGGUGACGACUGGAAUACUGUCACAAUGAAGACGAAGAUAGCAGACGAGUUCUUUAAACCUAAUGCUGCGGCAAAUGUUGAGACCAAGUCUUCGAAGAGCUACAUUCCACCAAAGACUGAGAAGCCGGAGGAGCCGAAAAACUGGCGUAACAACAACAACGCUCAAGCUGUCACCAAGCCACCGCAGUCGAAUUCAACUUCAGCUAAGGAAAACUGGCGAAAGAACCCGAACCAGAAUCAGAAACAGAACCAAAACCAGAACCAGAACCACAACCAGAACCCUAAACCGAACUCGAACCAAUCCACCCAUCGUCUCCAAGGAGGCAGUGCUCUUGCAGCUCCCAAGAGCACUAUGAGCCAUGAGCCAGCAGCAGCAGGAGCAGCCGUAGGUGCAUCACCCCAGGCACAGACACUGGCUCUGAUGUCGCUUCUGGGCAUGAAGAAGGGAGACGAUGUCCAGCAGCCGCUUCCACAGCCGCAAAUCCAGGCACCUUCGUCGCAAUUGCCAAAGGCUCCCGUUCCAGGACAGAUACCGAAUCUGCCAAAGCCGCCGCUUUUCUGGCAACAAGAAGCCCAACAGCAGCAACAGCAACAGCGUAUACAGCAGCAGCACCUGCCCCCAGAUGGGAGUCAAUCCGAUAGGAAUCGUGCGACCACCCCUAUGAGUGGAUUCGGGCGGCAGGUGUCACGUCCCUUGCUACAAUACAACAACGUGCAACAACGUAGUCGUUAUAAGACCGAUAUGGCCUUGGGCAUGAGCAAAGAGGAUCAUCAGCAGCCGUUACAAUUCCCUUACCAUCAGUAUCAAGCACAGCCGCAGAAUUUCCCGCAUCAGCAGGAUACCAAUAACCAGCAAACGAAGCCACGCUACUCAUCCAUCCAAGAUUUUGUGCCCAUACAGGCAUAUCGUCCCAAGCGCAGCAACCAGUCCCAGGAUAAACCGGAGGGCGAAGGGCGAUCGGAUGCCACUAGCAGCAGUCAGUCGGAGAGACCGACCGAGGAGGCCGUUGGACUCAUGCGUACGCUUAACAUUAAGUCUGAAGGUAAAAACGUUCCAUCCACCAGUAAGGAUGCGUCUGUGGCAGCUCCAAGAGCAACAUCACCCUCUCAGCCCGGCAACAAGCAGCCACCAAGGAAGCAGCGAAUGCCCCGAAUUGGGGCCAAAUUUGAUUUGGAUUAUGAGAUUCAUUAGAGGACGGACAUUCAGACAUCAUUACUUCGACAUAUAUUUUAUAGAACGAAUUCCAACGGCAGCCAUUGACAGCAUGUGCACUUUUUUUCAAUUGAGCAAGGAAAAGGAAACCUCCAAGGAAACAGAUACUUGUUCCUUCUGAUACAAGGCCCAGGUUAGAUGAAAAUCCCUGGGUGAGACUGAAACAUCCUUUAAUUCUCGUUGGAAAUAACCCUUAACCAAUAAAUUACGUUGCAUUCAGGAAGGAUACAAAUGUAUAAUCCUUUCACACCACAC
Messenger RNA from Drosophila serrata, 5147 nucleotides. It is a transcript of the gene pcm, whose product is annotated as 5'-3' exoribonuclease pacman. Gene Ontology annotation, cellular component: nucleus. Gene Ontology annotation, biological process: rRNA catabolic process; nuclear-transcribed mRNA catabolic process. Gene Ontology annotation, molecular function: RNA binding; 5'-3' RNA exonuclease activity. The record is from RefSeq and is a predicted model, not a curated record. NCBI's taxonomy places the organism in Eukaryota, Metazoa, Arthropoda, Insecta, Diptera, Drosophilidae.